Triticum turgidum subsp. durum (durum wheat) is the source of this 315-nucleotide messenger RNA. Lineage: Eukaryota; Viridiplantae; Streptophyta; Magnoliopsida; Poales; Poaceae. The record is from the annotation of a GenBank genome assembly.
AUGCUGGUGCAGUUCGCGGUGGUGCUGGGCGGGUGCAACUUCGAGACCACCAUGGCCUGCUCCGAGGAGUCCAGACUCGUCAGCGAGGUGAGCGGCGAGGGCGCCCUCCGGCUCCUCGCCGCGGCAAUGGAGGGGCGGAGGAGGGGAUGCGAUAGAGAGCGGGAGGAGGCCAAGGCGAGGUAUGAGGUGUUCGUCAAGAGCAAGAAGGGGAGGAAGGAGAGCAAGGCACGAAGAGAGGUGCUCGUAGGCCUGUGCUGCUCCGCCGCCAACGAUGUCGCUGUGCUGGCCUUCUUCGUCACCGUCGUGCUCCGGUGA